This is a messenger RNA of Zingiber officinale, 4094 nucleotides long. RefSeq names its product magnesium-transporting ATPase, P-type 1-like. NCBI's taxonomy places the organism in Eukaryota, Viridiplantae, Streptophyta, Magnoliopsida, Zingiberales, Zingiberaceae. The coding region runs from base 14 to 2818 and encodes 934 amino acids. Gene Ontology annotation, biological process: magnesium ion transport. Gene Ontology annotation, molecular function: ATP binding; P-type magnesium transporter activity; ATP hydrolysis activity. The transcript has 9 exons. The record is from RefSeq and is a predicted model, not a curated record. Gene Ontology annotation, cellular component: membrane; intracellular membrane-bounded organelle.
CAAAUAGACUGCCAUGGAUGCACCAAACUCCCUACGACAGAGCCUCUUGGGCAAGCACCAUCCACUGAGCCGAUCGAACAAUAAACAUGGCAUUUUACAAGCUAUCUCUGGGUGCUUGAGAAGGCUUCUUGAAGCAAGGAAGAAUGUGUCUGGACCGUCCGAAGCAGAGGAAAGAGUCCGGUCAUGGAUCUAUGCUCUGGCUCAAUCUGAAAAGAACCUAACAUUUGAAUAUGUUCAUUCUACUGAAAGAGGCUUGAGCUUCAAGGAAGCAGAAAGUAGACUGAGGGAAGCAGGAAAAAACAUCCCUAUUGACCAUAAUUUCUCAGGCUGGUGGCAGCUCUGGUGCACGGCUUUUAUUAACCCAUUUAAUAUGAUUCUUGUUGUCAUGGCUGCACUUUCAUACCUAGCAUCUGAUAAUGCCAACGGAAGCAUUAUGCUCAUUCUGGUUUUGACUAGUGUAGGCAUCCGAUUCCAACAGGACUAUAAGAGUUCAAGGGCAGCCAUGCAACUCUCUGAAUAUUUGAGAUCACAAAUCAGAGUGCAGAGAUGUGCUGGAAGAAUCAUUCAGAAAGAACUAGUAGUACAAAUUGACUACAGAGACAUUGUACCAGGUGACAUUAUCCAUUUUAGCCCUGGGGAUCUUUUUCCCGGUGAUGUAAGACUACUGAUAUCCAAAGAUUUGAUUGUAAGUCAGUCCUCAUUAACAGGAGAGUCAGGAACCAUGGAGAAAAUAGCAGAUAUCACAGAAGUUAGGAGCACUCCCUUGCUAGAGCUAAAGAAUGUAUGCUUUAUGGGAACAAGUGUGGUCUCCGGAUGUGGAAUUGGAUUAGUUAUAUCUACAAGUUCAAGGACAUAUAUGAGUACAAUAUUUUCCACAGCGUGGAAAGAGAAACGAGGAGAUACCUUUGAUAAUAGUGUUCGGUCUGUAUCAUAUGUACUCAUUUGCCUCAUGGUUGUGGUAGUUCCAAUAAUGGUCCUGUCUGAUUAUUAUGCUUCACAUAAUUUGGGCAAGAGCAUCAUCUUUGGGAUCUCUGUAGCAGUAGCACUGACCCCACAAAUGUUUCCUCUUAUUGUAAAUACGAAUCUUGCUAAAGGAGCCAUUGCAAUGGCCAGAGACAGAUGUAUAGUUAAGCGGCUAUCUGCCAUACAGAACAUGGGAGCUAUGGAUGUUUUGUGCAUCGAUAAAACUGGAACACUAACAACAGAUUGUGCGCUGAUGGUACAUCAUUUAAAUAGUUUUGGUUUUUCAGAUGAAAGGGUACUGAGAUUUGCGUUUCUAAAUUCCUUCUUCAAAACUGAACUUAAAGGUCCUAUAGAUGAUGCAAUUCUUGCGUAUGCAUAUAUGAAUGGCUACAAAUUCCAAGUGUCAAAAUGGAGAAUGAUAGAAGAGAUUCCAUUUGAUUUUAGAAGAAGAAGGAUGUCUGUGAUCGUUGAGGGAGAAUUAAACAGCAUAAGGGAUCAAAAAGGCUCUUACUUGAACACAGCCAAAUACGUCAUAACAAAGGGGGCACUUGAAGAAGUAUUAGGUAUCUCUACCUUAAUUGAGUACGAUGAGAAAGGUGUAACAUUGACUUUGACUUCAGAAGAGCGGAAAAGAGUUCUUCAGAAAAGCGAAGAACUGACCAAUGAUGGCUUAAGAGUUUUGGGAGUAGCAAUAAAGAGGACAAGCACAAUGACUACAAAUGAAGAGAACAGCCAUUCACUAAUAGAAUCAGACAUGAUUUUUCUUGGCCUCAUUUCCUUCUUUGAUCCACCAAAAGAAUCAGCUAAGCAAGCACUCUGGCAACUAGCUGAGAAGGGAGUAAAAGCAAAAGUGUUAACUGGUGACUCACUUUCUCUAGCCAUCAAAAUUUGCAAAGAAGUUGGCAUCAGAACUACUCACGUGACAACUGGUCCAGACCUAGAUGCUCUUGAAGAAACUGAAUUCCAUGAGGCUGUCAGAAAAGCCACAUUAUUGGCCCGUCUUACUCCAACUCAGAAGCUUCGAGUAGUUCAGUCACUGCAGAGAGUAGGCAAACAUGUUGUCGGUUUUUUAGGGGAUGGAAUAAAUGAUUCUCUUGCACUGGAAGCUGCAGAUGUUGGUAUCUCAGUUGAUUCCGGAGCAAGUGUAGCCAAGGACUUUGCUGACAUUAUACUGCUUGAAAAGGACCUAAAUGUUCUUGUCUCUGGAGUCGAACAUGGUAGGCUGACAUAUGGAAAUACAAUGAAAUACAUAAAACUGUCUUUGAUUGCUAAUAUUGGAAGUGUUGUCUCAUUCUUUAUAGCAACUAUGUUGCUGCAAUUUGAGCCACUCACUCCCAGGCAGCUUCUUACUCAAAAUUUUCUGUAUACUCUAGGCCAGAUAGCAAUUCCAUGGGACAAGGUAGAUGAUGGAUAUGCCAUGGUUCCUCAGGGUUUUUCUGCUAAAGAACUACCAGUUUUCAUUAUGUGGAAUGGCCCAGUUUGUUCAAUGUUUGACAUUGCCACCUUGUUAUUCCUUCGAUAUUACUAUGACGCCAGUGAAUAUUCAGAUGCUGAGUUUGUUCAUUCGGCAUGGUUUGUUGAAGGCCUCCUUAUGCAGACUCUAAUCAUCCACAUGAUUAGAACAGAAAAAAUUCCCUUUAUACAAGAUACAGCAUCUUGGCCAGUGGUUUUGUCAACUUUAACAAUUUCUGCUAUUGGGAUCACUAUCCCAUAUAGUCCAAUUGGCAAAGUUAUGGGACUAAGUAAACUUCCACUAUCAUAUUUUGGUUUCUUAGUUGUGCUUUUUCUUGGAUAUUUUUCACUUGGUCAGGUUGUCAAGAGGAUAUAUAUACAUGUAUACAAACGAUGGCUAUAAAAGGGAGUCCAUUAUUCUUCAAAAGCAAUGGACAUAGAAAUCAACCUUGGUUUUAGUCCAUCUAUCAAACAUGAGAAGAAAGUCAUACUCUGAGCGAAGACUUGAUCAGGUGAGGAGCUUCAUUGAAAAAAAUCUUGAUCGCAAUUAGCAUAAAUAUGAAAUGAUGUACAAUAAUAAUCAUGUCACUGACCAUAGUGUUGUCAUACUCAUACCCAAGUAAACCCCCUUUCCAUGGCUGGGAACAAUCACUUUGCCGGUGGGACAAUUCAAUAAGCACAACUCCUCAUGCCCAUCAAAGGAGUUUGCUACGGCAGCACUAGACAAUAUUCAUACCACAUCCACACUCAACAUCAUAAUAUAACAAGAGCAGUAAUACACAAAUAAAAUGAUUUAUUACUAAACAGCAAGGCUGUGACUCUCUGUUGUGGCUGGAAGAGGCUAUACUUUUGCUGCUCAAUUUGGAAGGCGAAGGGAAGUGGGUGGAGGAGGAACAUUAUACACGGCGAUAGUUCCACAAAGAGGAAGAGGCGCCAAUAGUUAGUGAAGAAAGGGGUAGCACAGACUCCCCAAUCCUGAGAAAUGCACAAAGAAGGCAGAAUGCCAAUUUUGUCUAGGCUUCUCCAUGGAGAUAUCUAGAGGGUGCCAUAUACUACAGUUUUCUACAUAAUAUGUUAUGACUUUUUUUAUAUAAUAAACUACUAUUUUCUAUAUUAUAUACUACAAUGUGUGACAUCAUAUGCUACACUUUAGAACUUUCGUUUACUAUGCUUUUAAAAUCGUAUACCAUGAUUUUCUAAAUCAUGUACAAUGAAACCAAUAGUUGUGAUGAUUUAGAGCAUGAUAAAGAAGGUGAUUUAAAAUGGAAUCUCUUCUAAACAUAUAUGUCAUAGUUCCUUCCUUUGAUGAAGGUGAAAAUAUCUAGAUUCACAAUCACCACCAACCCUUUUAGAAUUUUUGUCAUCACUUGCACGAUAAGAAUUUCGAAAACUCUUGCUACAAGUGAUAAACUCCUGUUAUCGAAUCACUGCAAAUGAGAAAACUAAACUCACCAAAUCGCGCGUAUUGCUAGAAAAUUUAACUUUCAGCUAAUUCAGAAAGUUUAAGAAAGCGUUUCGAUUUGGUCCAAACGACGGUAACUUAAUUACUAUCGCAGUAGUCUUCUAUGUUUUCUCUAUCAAAAGUAUCCCUAUAUCACAUUUUAUUCGGGCAACAUCUCCCUGAAAAAUCUAGAAUUUACAGCAAUAAGAACUCAUGAAAAAAUAGCACCAUCCAUCAA